AUGUCUGGUGAUCCCAGCCACGGUGAAAGGUUGGCGGUUGAGGGGACCCUUGGUCGGCGCACAUACGCUUCACAAGGUACAAACCCCAGAAAACGUUACAACGUGGGCCUGUUUGGUUGUGGACGAAUUGCAGGUCAGAAUCCUUCCGUCCAUCUUAAAAACAUUCUGAGCAACCGUCGUCUGGAUUUGACAUGGAUUGUGGAAAACGACGCAAGGCGGAUACAGGAAGUGAAGGACGAAUUCUACCUCGAUGGGAACACCCCCUUCUUUCCCUUCUCGGAGAGGAACAUACUUUUGUCAGAUAAAAGCCUGGAUGCCGUUGUGGUCGUGUCACCAACCAGCACACAUACAGAGUACAUCGUCCAAAGCCUUAAAAAUGUACUGGUUAGUACUAAACUAAAGCUUGUCCAACUACUUUUCACCUCAAGGAAAGCCGACUACCUACGUAAACGAUUGAACCAAUGCGGACAGCCUGAUUCGAUGGCGGGCCUCAUCAAGUACCCGGAUGGAGUCUUUGUUACUAUGGACGUGUUCCGAGAAAGCGUUUACGGCUAUGACAUACGUCUCGAGGCAUUCGGCACAGGCGGUAUGGCACUGGCAGAGAACCCCCGGGAGAGUUCUACAGUUAUAGACGGGGAAAGUUGUGGUUCCACUCGUCGUCUCUUUAACUCCUUCCCACAGAGGUUUGAGGCACCAUUUGCUGCGGAGCUGGACCAUUUCAUUAACUGCAUGGAUGGAAAUACUACUCCACUUGUUACUAAGGAAGAAAGUCUGUGUGUUGCUGUCAUUAUUGAAAAGGGUGUACAGUCGUACAGAGAAAAACGUGUAGUAUAUUUCUGA
Molecule: messenger RNA, 840 nt
Organism: Mya arenaria
Lineage: Eukaryota; Metazoa; Mollusca; Bivalvia; Myida; Myidae
Exons: 8
Coding region: 1-840 (279 amino acids)
Biological process (GO): NADPH regeneration
Cellular component (GO): cytoplasm
Molecular function (GO): oxidoreductase activity; nucleotide binding
Source: RefSeq, a predicted model, not a curated record